GAUAUUGACGCCAACGGCAUUCUGAAUGUGUCUGCGGUGGACAAGUCGACAGGCAAGCAGAACAAGAUUACCAUCACGAAUGACAAGGGUCGACUGUCGAAGGAGGAGAUAGAGAGGAUGGUGAAUGAUGCGGAGAAGUUCCGAGCGGAGGAUGAGGGUCAGCGUGAGAGAGUUGCAGCGAAGAAUGCGCUGGAGAGUUAUGCAUACUCGAUGAAGUCGACAGUGGAGGAGGAGAAGGUGAAGGAGAAGAUACCGGAAGAUGAUAGGAAGAAGAUUGUGGAGAAGUGUGAGGAGACAAUCAAAUGGUUGGAUGGUAACCAGCAGGCAGACAAGGAGGAGUACGAGCAUCGACAGAAGGAGUUGGAGUCGGUGUGCAAUCCGAUCAUCACAAAGAUGUACCAAGCCGGUGGCAUGCCGGGUGGUGAUAUGCCAGGAGGUAUGCCUGGUGGUAUGCCUGGAGCUGGAGCGGGUGCCGGUGGCCGAGGUCCAACCAUUGAAGAGGUCGACUAA
This is a messenger RNA of Dibothriocephalus latus, 510 nucleotides long. The record is from the annotation of a GenBank genome assembly. Lineage: Eukaryota; Metazoa; Platyhelminthes; Cestoda; Diphyllobothriidea; Diphyllobothriidae.